Molecule: messenger RNA, 2891 nt
Organism: Amborella trichopoda
Lineage: Eukaryota; Viridiplantae; Streptophyta; Magnoliopsida; Amborellales; Amborellaceae
Product: peroxisomal acyl-coenzyme A oxidase 1
Biological process (GO): lipid homeostasis; long-chain fatty acid metabolic process; fatty acid beta-oxidation using acyl-CoA oxidase
Cellular component (GO): peroxisome
Molecular function (GO): fatty acid binding; FAD binding; acyl-CoA oxidase activity
Source: RefSeq, a predicted model, not a curated record
UUAGAGAGAGAAAAUCUAGAAGAGAGCGAUUGGAGAGGAACAGGUCCGAAGAGAGAAUUCAGUGACGCGUUUACCGUCGGAUCAGUCUUUAGAGAGAGAAAAUCUAGAGUGAUAGUGAUCCUGUAUUUUAGAGAGAGAAAAUUUCGAGAGGAGACAGCCCGGGGUGACAGAUUCAGACAUAUUAAUAGUAGAGAGAUAAAAUAUAGUGAUAUGUUCAGAAUCUAGAGAGAGAAUAUCAGGAUAUAACUACGUUGUUAUCAUAAAAAAAACUAUUUUCAUUGGAGUUCUCAACUUUUGGCGACGGAAGGGAGCAGAGACCUCUCUAUAAAAAACGCCACUUUCUCUCGCUUGAUCCAUUUUUCGAGCUCCUUGCCUUAAGAAAGGUAGCUGGAGAGAAGUUAAUCGUUCUUGUACUUUAUGAGAUCAAAAUUGGUGAUUUUAGGGUCUGUUACCCUUUCUCAGAAUAGCUGCAGAAGAACAUCACAUUAUUAGGGUUUUGAUUGUUUCUCAGAUCAGAAGCAGGAGGAGAAAUACAAGAAGCAGCAAUGGAAGAAGUUGAUCACUUGGAUUUUGAGAGGAAGACAGCUGAAUUCGAUGUCGAUGCCAUGAAGAUUGUGUGGGCUGGUUCUCAACAUGCCUUUGACGUGAAUGAUAGGAUGGCCCGUCUUGUUGCGAGUGAUCCGGCCUUCCGCAAGGAUGAGAGACCUAUGUUGGGAAGGAAAGACUUGUUCAAGAACACCCUAAGAAAAGCAGCCCAUGCAUGGAAGCGUAUUGUUGAACUCCGUCUUUCUGAAGAAGAGGCUUCUAGAGUCAGGUUUUUUGUGGACGAACCUGCUUAUACAGAUCUUCAUUGGGGAAUGUUUAUACCAGCAAUAAAAGGGCAAGGCACUGAAGAGCAACAGAAAAAGUGGUUGUCUCUGGCUUAUAGGAUGCAAAUCAUUGGUUGUUAUGCACAAACUGAACUUGGACAUGGAUCAAAUGUUCAGGGACUCGAAACAACAGCAACAUAUGAUCCAAAAACGGAGGAAUUUCUUAUCCAUAGUCCUACCUUAACUUCAAGCAAAUGGUGGCCUGGUGGCUUAGGAAAGGUUUCAACCCAUGCAGUCGUCUACGCUCGUCUCAUCACUGAUGGUCAAGAUCAUGGUAUUCAUGGUUUCAUAGUUCAAUUGAGGAGUUUAGAAGAUCAUUCACCUCUACCUGGUAUAACUGUUGGUGAUAUUGGAAUGAAAUUUGGAAAUGGUGCAUACAAUACUAUGGAUAAUGGUGUUCUACGGUUUGAUCAUGUGCGCAUACCAAGGAACCAAAUGCUGAUGAGGCUCUCACAGGUCACAAGAGAUGGGAAAUAUAUGCAAUCUGAAGUUCCCAAGCAGCUUGUUUAUGGUACAAUGGUUUUCGUACGCCAAACCAUUGUCGCUGAUGCCUCAAAUUAUUUAUCACGAGCAGUUUGUAUUGCUGUGAGAUAUAGUGCAGUUCGACGUCAAUUUGGAUCACAUGCUGGAGGUCCUGAGACCCAGGUGCUGGAUUACAGAACUCAGCAAAGCAGGCUUUUUCCAUUAUUGGCAUCUGCAUAUGCUUUUAGGUUCGUGGGUGAGUGGCUAAAAUGGCUGUAUACGGAUGUAACACAAAGAUUACAGGCCAAUGAUUUCUCAACGUUGGCUGAGGCACAUGCUUGCACUGCUGGUUUGAAAUCGUUGACAACCACAGUAACCGCUGAUGGCAUUGAAGAAUGUAGGAAGCUAUGUGGUGGGCAUGGUUAUUUAUGCAGCAGCGGGCUUCCAGAGUUAUUUGCUGUCUAUGUUCCUUCUUGUACAUAUGAAGGAGAUAAUACUGUACUGUUUUUACAGGUUGCAAGAUUCCUCAUGAAGACCAUUUCUCAACUAACAUCUGGUAUAAAGCCUGUUGGAACUGCUGCAUACAUGGGGCGGCUUGAGCAAUUAAUGAAAUCUACUUGCGAUGCUUGUAGCGCUGAGGACUGGUUGAAGCCAUCUGUUGUAUUGGGAGCAUUUGAAGCAAGAUCUGCAAGGAUGGCUGCUACUUGUGCGCAGCAAAUCAGUACUUCACCCAGUCCAGAAGAUGGUUUUACUGAACUCUCAAGUGCAUUAGCAGAGGCGGCGGUAGCCCAUUGCCAGUUAAUAGUUGUUUCCAAGUUCAUUGACAAAUUACAGCAAGACAUACCAGGAGCGGGAGUAAAGCAUCAACUCAACAACCUCUGCUUUGUUUAUGCUCUCUCUCUCCUCCACAAGCAUUCAGGCGACUUUCUCUCGACUGGUUGCAUCACCCCUAAGCAAGCCAUGCUUGCGAAUGAGCAGCUCAGGUCUCUGUAUGCCCAGCUCCGCCCAAAUGCAUUAGCAUUAGUUGAUGCCUUCAACUAUACCGACCAUUUCUUAAACUCCGCCCUCGGCCUCUAUGAUGGCAAUGUUUAUCCAACAUUAUACGAGCAGGCUUGGAGAGACCCUCUCAACGAGUCUGUCGUGCCUGAAGGCUACGUGGAGUAUAUCCGCCCUCUUCUGAAGCAACAACUGAGGAUUUCAAGACUUUGAAGCUCCUUAAAAGUCCUACGCUAGCCCUCUUCUGAAGCAACAACUAAGGAUUUCAAGACUUUGAAGAUCCUUAAUUUCAAAGUCUUACAACAAUGACAUUAUCUAUUUUUUUAUACUUGGUGUUAUGAAUAAUGGUCCUUAGAUUGGUAUACUGAAGAUUAGUAAGGGAACUGUUCAGGGAAUAAUAAAGGAACGCUUUGUGGGUCUGUUGGUCUUCACCUAGGAAGAGAUAUCUCAAGAGAGAGAGAGAGAGAUUAUGUUGUGUAUUAUGAUAGAAGGUUAAGACCGUUAAGUUAAUUGUUAAUGACCAUAAUUGCUGGUUAUUGAGAAUAAAAUUUUUUCUAAGGACAA